UUCCGUCCAACGCAUUCCCUCUGCAUCAUCAGUUUGGAGCUAAAACACGCAAAGUUUUCUAAGUUCGCUGUUUGCGACCGAGCCGACAGCCGACAGCCGCCGAACACCGACCAGCCCCGGGAUGAUCCUACUGACGGUGGUGGCCCGUGUCGCGGACGGACUGCCGCUGGCCGCGUCCAUCCAGGAGGACGAGCAGUCAGGAAAAGACCUCCAGCAGUACCAGAACCAGGUGAAGCAGCUCUGCCGCAAACUGAAUGCUCAGAGUCCGGACCGCUGCACUCUGGAGGCCGGAGACAUGAACUUUCACUUUCUAAUAGCCCAGGGUGUGUGCUACCUGUCCCUCUGCGAGGCUUCUUUCCCCAAGAAGAUGGCUUUUGCGUACCUUGAAGAUCUCCACAAUGAGUUCUAUGACCAGUAUGGAAGAAGAGUGCCCACAGUAACGAGGCCAUACUCUUUCAUCGAGUUUGACACGUACAUCCAGAAAAAAAAGAAGUCGUAUGUUGACAGCAGGGCCCGGAGGAACCUGGGCAGCAUCAACACAGAGCUGCAGGAUGUCCAGAGAAUCAUGGUGGCGAAUAUUGAGGAAGUUCUGCAAAGAGGAGAAGCUCUUUCUGCUAUAGAGACAAAAGCCACCAACCUGGCCUCCCUGUCCAAAAAAUACCGCAGCGAUGCAAAGUACCUCAACACCCGCUCCACCUACGCCAAGGUGGCGGCCGUGGCAGUGUUCUUCAUCACGCUCAUCGUCUACGUGCGCUUCUGGUGGCUCUGAAGGACAGUUGGAUUUGACACAAAGGAGGCACUUAUCUUCGAAAAGCAUUUAAUCCUCUUACACUUUUAUUGCAUACCAGGGUGCCUUGAAGGGGUCGUACCGUCCACCAGCGCCAAGGUGGACGCUCUGUCUAUGCUUUGUUCAGCUUUGGGUUACGCUGCCUGUCCGGUAUAAACUGAGGUCUGUUAGACUUCUGUGUGUGUGUGUGUGUGUGUGUGUGUGUGUGUGUGUGUGUGGAAGCAGAUGUUUUAUGGUGAGCUCCUGUUUACUGGAAAGCUUAAGGACAGUAUGUUGACAGACUGACAUGUUGACACGCUGGUACUGAGGGGAAACCAUGUGCAGAAUACUGUGAUAAAGAUGUUUAUUGUUUACAAAGUUUACACAAUUGUAAGAAAGUCUUAAUGAAAAAAAAUUAAAUAUUUAUCAAAUA
Messenger RNA from Stegastes partitus (bicolor damselfish), 1199 nucleotides. It is a transcript of the gene sec22ba, whose product is annotated as SEC22 homolog B, vesicle trafficking protein a. Gene Ontology annotation, molecular function: SNAP receptor activity. Gene Ontology annotation, biological process: endoplasmic reticulum to Golgi vesicle-mediated transport; retrograde vesicle-mediated transport, Golgi to endoplasmic reticulum. The record is from RefSeq and is a predicted model, not a curated record. The transcript has 5 exons. NCBI's taxonomy places the organism in Eukaryota, Metazoa, Chordata, Actinopteri, Pomacentridae. Bases 122 to 769 code for a protein of 215 amino acids.